AUGCCAUCUGCGGGAAAAAAAGAAGAAGAUGCAUUAUAUGGAUGGCAAGUCUGGCACACGAACGGCACAAAAUGUCCGGAGGGAUCAAUUCCAAUUCGAAGGCUGAUUUCCCUUGGGAACGAGACUAUCAUCACUUCUAACGCCGGGGAUAGAGUCACCGGUGGACACGAGAAGUAUUUAACGAGUUCAGCUUGGGUCAACUCUGGCUAG
Messenger RNA from Arabidopsis thaliana (thale cress), 210 nucleotides. RefSeq lists its product as uncharacterized. The transcript has 2 exons. NCBI's taxonomy places the organism in Eukaryota, Viridiplantae, Streptophyta, Magnoliopsida, Brassicales, Brassicaceae. Bases 1 to 210 code for a protein of 69 amino acids. The record is from RefSeq and is marked reviewed.